AGAAGAAGAGGAGUUUGCAACACUGGGAUCGGUUUUCCACCUUGCGCAUGCGCAUUGCACACCUACUAUCGGCCGGUGCAGGGAGACAGCGAAUCCAAACCGUUCCUAGAUCCUACAGUAACUUCAUUGGCCUGGUGAGCAGAGAUUUCCCUUAACCUGCAUGAGUCAUGGCCCAAUUCGGGGGACAGAAGAAUCCGCCGUGGGCGACUCAAUUUCCUGCCACAGCAGUUUCUCAACCAGGUCACUCAGGACAGUCUAUUGACCUUAACAGCCUGCACUCUCUUGGGGUACAGCAGCCAUCUCUUCUGGGAGCAUCUCCUUCCGUUUAUUCCCAGCAGACAGCUUUGGCUGCUGCCUCUCUCAGCAACCAAUCUGCUGCAAACUAUCAGCUGUCUCAACAAACAGCUGCCUUGCAGCAGCAAGCUGCAGCAGCUGCUGCCGCAGCACUUCAGCAGUCUCAGAUCAAUACAGCACUCCAGCAGUAUCAGCAGCAUCAGCAGCAGCAGCAGCAGCAGCAACAACAACAGCAACAGCAGCAGCAGCCUCCCCAACAACCCCCUCAACAGCAACUGUACAAUGUACCUCACCAGCUUCCUCAGCCUCAACAGGCUCUGCUCUCUCAGCCCCCUGUUGCCUUGCCCACAAGUCUGAGCUUGUCCAACCCCCAACAGACAGCCCAGAUAACUGUGUCAUAUCCAACACCACGCUCCAGCCACCAACAGCAGACACAGCCACAGAAGCAGCGAGUCUUCACUGGUGUCGUCAAUAAGCUACAUGAUACAUUUGGCUUUGUAGAUGAAGAUGUCUUCUUUCAACUAAGUGCUGUGAAGGGCAAGACUCCCCAGGUUGGUGACAGGGUCCUUGUGGAGGCUGUGUACAACCCAAAUUUGCCCUUCAAGUGGAAUGCUCAGCGGAUCCAGACUUUACCUCAGCUAGCAAAUCAGUCGCAUCAGCAGCAGCCUCAGCCUUUACCUCAAGCUUCCCCUCAGCUCGGCAGCCUUUACAAUGAGCCUGGGAUGCAGCUGCGCUACACAGACAUGCACUCUACGGACAACAGACAAAAUAGUCAGCCCCAAGGUCCCAACAUGAUAAAGGCUGGCCCCACCAUGCUGCAGUCACUACCUCCCCCAACCACAUUCAGUGUUCCAGCCCAGGCCCCUCCUCCUUCCCUUCUGCAGGCCCAACUUUCUGCUGCCUCUCUGGCCCCUCUCCUCCAAAACCCCCCACAGCCUCUGCUUCCACAGCCUCCACCAAAAGAUGUGUUUCCUGGUGGUCUUCUUCAGCCUCCGGUAAGGAUGAUGCCACAGCCGCAGCCUGUUAGACGAAUCGAGCCCCCCCCUCGUUUCCCCACGCGCAACGAUCGCGGCCCAGAGCUCAUCCUUAGGUCUAAAGAGGAGCGCAGAGACAGAGAGCGUGAGCGCAGGCGAUCAAGAGAACGCUCACCCACCCGCAAACGAUCCAGAGACCGCUCCCCAAGACGUGAGCGCUCUCCGAGACGGCCUCGUAGAGUGGUGCCCCGCUACACAGUCCAGUUUUCCAAGUUCAGCUUGGAUGGCUCUAGCUGUGACUUGAUGGAACUCAGAAGACGCUAUCAAAGUCUCUACAUUCCCAGCGACUUCUUUGAUGCAGUCUUCACCUGGGUCGAUGCCUUCCCUUUUACACGGGCAUUUCAGCUCAAUAAUGCCUGUAACUUCCACAUCCUGCACAAAGAGGUGGAUCCUCUAGUCAAAAACACAGCUGUGCUGGACCCUCCUGAUGUUAAUCACACCUACAGCGCCAAGGUGAUGCUGCUGGCUAACCCCAGUAUAGAGGAGCUCUACCACAAGUCAUGUGCUCUUGCAGAGGACCCACAGGAAGUCAGAGACUCCUUCCAGCAUCCUGCUAGACUCAUUAAGUUUCUGGUGGGCAUGAGAGGUAAAGAUGAGGCCAUGGCCAUUGGUGGUCACUGGUCACCCUCCCUAGAUGGAGCUGACCCAGAGAAGGAUCCAUCGGUCCUUAUUAAGACAGCCAUACGCUGUUGCAAGGCACUCACAGGCAUAGACCUUAGUCUUUGCACUCAAUGGUAUCGUUUUGCAGAGAUUCGCUAUCAUCGGCCGGAGGAGACACACAAGGGGCGGACAGUCCCUGCUCAUGUGGAGACAGUGGUUUUGUUUCUUCCGGAUGUUUGGCAUUGUCUUCCUACCCGCUCAGAGUGGGAGGUGCUGUCACGGCGACUCCGGGAGCAGCUGGCUGAGAAGCUGUCGGUCGAGCGAAAGGAGGCGGAUGGAGAACAGGAGGAAGAGGAAAAGGAUGAUGAGGAGUCAAAGGAUGUUAGUACUCCCACACACUGGGCAAAACUUGACCCGAAAUCGAUGAAGGUAAAUGACCUCCGCAAAGAGCUGGAUUGUCGCUCCCUGAGCUCCAAGGGUUUAAAAUCACAGUUGAUUGCUCGCCUCACCAAGCAGCUGAAAGUGGAGGAGCAGGUGGAGGAGUCCAAGGAGCCUGAGAAGCCAGAGACUAAAGUUGUUGAGGAAGAGGAGCCAGCUCGAGUCGAAGAUGACAAAGAGGAAGAGGAAAGGAAGAAGCAGGAGGAGCUUGAGCGUCAGCGGAGAGAGAGGCGCUACAUCCUCCCUGACGAGCCCACCAUCAUUGUCCACCCAAACUGGGCUGCUAAGAACGGCAAAUUUGAUUGCAGUGUCAUGUCCCUGAGUGUGCUGCUGGACUACAGACUGGAAGACAACAAAGAGCACUCUUUUGAGGUCUCCCUGUUUGCUGAGCUGUUUAAUGAGAUGCUGCAGAGAGACUUUGGAUAUCGCAUUUACAAAGCCUUUGCUGCUCUGCCCUCCAAAGAAGAGAGGAAGGAGAAGAAGGCCAAAAAAGAGGCAGACAAGAAGGAGGUCGAAAAGCGUGAAGGGAAAAAGGAGAAAGAGGAAGAGGGUGAAGAGCCAGCAGCAAAAAAGACCAAGGAAGAUGACGAGGACAAGAAGAAGUGUGAAGAGAAGCCCAUCAAAAAGCAGGAGUCUCGAGAUGAGGAGGACAACGAAGAUGAUGGCAGCACAGCCAACGUUGAAGAGUACGACCCCCUCGAGGCUGAAGAUGCAGAUGACGAUGAGGAGGACGACAAAGAUGACGAUGACUCCAACGACAGAGACCGUAAAGACCGCAAAGAUGACCGCAAGUCGUCAAAAGAACGGUCCUCCAAAGACAAGGAGAAGAAGCAGAUGGUCACACACAACAGGGAGCUGCUCAUGGCCUUCGUCUACUUUGACCAGAGCCACUGUGGCUAUUUGCUGGAAAGAGACCUGGAGGAGAUCUUGUACACUCUGGGUCUGCACCUGUCUCGUGCACAGAUAAAGAAGCUUUUGAACAAACCAGUGGUCAGAGAGUCUUGUUACUACAGAAAACUGACGGACAGGGGAAAGGAUGACCCGACUCCCUCCUUUAAUGAAGCCCAGAUAGAAAACCUGAUAGGUAACCGAGGACUGAUUCCUACUUCAAAGGUCCGUGUUAAGUCCGAGACCACUGAGUCUGGUAAUCUGAUCGUGUACAACGGGGCCAUGGUGGACAUUGGCAGCAUGAUGCAGAAACUGGAGAAGAGCGAGAAGGCCAGAGAGGAGAUAGAGCAGAAGCUCAUGCUUCAGGAUGCCAAAAUGGAGGGAGAUGCCAAAGUCAAAGCUCAGUUGGAACAAGCCAACAAAACCCUGACCAAGGAGCUGGAGGAGGUCAGAAGCACUCUCAGCCAAACUGAGGAGACCCUGAAGUCUGCCGAGGAGAAGAAGGAGAUCUAUCAUGAGCAGAUGAAGAAGUCGGUUACCUCUCUGACCGGCACCGUCAAAGGGCUGCUGGAAGUGCUGAAUAAGGAUCAAGAAGUGGAGGAGUCUGGUGUAGAGCUCACAGCGGAUCACAUUCGGACAUCUCAGACGAACGGAGCUGAUGAAUGAGUUACAGUUUUCACAUGAAUGAAGCUAAUCUGUAAUACUGAUCUUAAAUUGUAAAUACUCACUCAACGUGUAAUUUGACUGUGCUUUAUUUGAAUCUACUGUGUCCCAGGUGUCUGUAUAAUUUAAUUCAUGAGUUUAGUUCCCUUGAUUCAGUUCCAGUUGAGUAACUUUUCUUACUUUAAGUCAUUUUAAAACUUUUUUUUUUUAAAGCGUUGAAGCGCUUAUCUUCAAAGUAAGUUAAGUUCUGUUGCUAACAUUUGUUUUCUGCCGUAUUUUGAGCUUUGUUAUGGCCAAUAAAGUGCCGCUUUGUGGAUUUAAAUGCCAGUAUGUAUGAGUGGUACUUGAUUAUGUUUUUCUAAUGAGCAAUAAGGAUGCUAUUUAUGUGAGAAAGUAUUCAUAAAGAACUAUAUUUAAAAGAAACUAGUUUUGGAUGGAAAAGGGUGGGGAGGGUGUCCAUGUGUUUCGGAUAGAGUUUCCUCAUACUGAAUCCCUCUCUGCUGUUGACCGUGUAGAACUGUGUUCUAUAAGCAUUUCAUCUGUAUGUCUACCGUUUGGCUGGUAUAACGGGUUUCCGCAGUUUGUUUUCACACACACAGCUAUGCAUGGUUCCGGCCUUCUCUCGAACCUUUGUUCUGUCUGCACCUCCUGACUGCGUUGCCAGAAAGAGAGUCUCAAGUUUUUACUGUGAUGAGCGUUUGUCUGAUUUUCUGCAAAGGAAAACUGCACAUGAACCAAAAGCUAAGCUCAAUGAAUGUGUUCAGCUGAAGGAAUGAGCAUGAACAUUUCGAGAUCCAUCCUUGAUCCGUGUGUUGUUUGGGGUGUUCUUAGAAAGAGGCACAACUACAUUUAACGUCCUUGAAAGCAGGCGAUUUUAUUUUUCUAUUGAAAAUGUACUAUUGAUGUCUUGUGAAAAGUAAAGUGGUCCUUUUAACACUA
This is a messenger RNA of Menidia menidia (Atlantic silverside), 4856 nucleotides long. NCBI's taxonomy places the organism in Eukaryota, Metazoa, Chordata, Actinopteri, Atheriniformes, Atherinopsidae. The record is from the annotation of a GenBank genome assembly.